AUGGCCGUCCAUGACACUGUCACAGCGGUACCGGACAUGAUCGCGUACAUCAACGCUCUAAUUGACAAUGCACUCGCCCAAGUACCAGCAACAGACCCGGACCCGAAGACAUUGGAAAGACCCUUACCUUUCUACCAGGGCGCCGUGAAAACACACAUUCGGUUACUUGAGGAUACUCGUCAGGUGCUUCACACAAUGUCUGAGGACAUCAAAGUGAAAUACAGAGCUGAACCCAUGUUAUUCCAUCCUGAUCUCCACAAACGUAACAUUUUUAUCUCAGAUGAUGAUCCCACGAAUAUUACGGCUUUUAUUAAUUGGCACUCUGCCAGUAUUGAGCCUGCUUUUUGGUAUACCGGGACGACUCCUGAUUUUGUAAAGAGUCAAUCACUAGAGGCGGUGCGCGUUGGACCUACUUCGACAGAUUCUUCCGAAAGUGCCGCAGAACUAGAGAUAAUGACUCAGUCUUCAAAGACGCCAGAUGAAACAAAGUCGAAUCCCAGCCAGAGUCCAGCGAUAUGA
Penicillium odoratum is the source of this 519-nucleotide messenger RNA. RefSeq lists its product as uncharacterized. The record is from RefSeq and is a predicted model, not a curated record. Bases 1 to 519 code for a protein of 172 amino acids. Lineage: Eukaryota; Fungi; Ascomycota; Eurotiomycetes; Eurotiales; Aspergillaceae. The transcript is spliced from 2 exons.